CAUGCGUACACAGCCCAUCUGACAACAGAACGAAGCGCUGUCUCUUGGAACAGCAGUUUAAUCUUAUCCUCACAGGGUAUAGUUAAUAAAUCUGUAGAAAGAGCAGUUAGCAUUAGUUAUCUUUUGUGAGCAUGUCGAUUUAAUAUAUUUGAGACUUUUUAAGGAUUUUGAUGACUUGAGAAAAUAAUCGAUCAUCUACACUUCUUCUGAAUCUGUGUGGUUCUAGUUAAUGUUCAUCCUAAGUGACCAAAAAGACUCCAGCAGACAUUGCAAAGAGAAAAGGAAGGAGAAAACACUUCCAUACACGGUGCUGGUGGAAGUUGUCAGCUGAUUGAGGAGAGUUUGUUGUUCUCCGCUCAUGAGGGGCAUGGAGAUGUUGCGCCGCUCCUCAGUGUUUGCGGCUGAAGUCAUGGAGGUGUUUGAUCGCUCCCCGACGGAUAAGGAGCUGGUGUCUCAGUCAAAAGUGCUGUGUAGGGAUUACAUUCACUCCAGACUCCACCGGGCUGGGAUCGGUUGGUCUAAACCGGAGCACGGACCAUCGGGAGGAACACUGGCUGAAGUGUCUUCAGUCCUGCUGUGGUUAGGUGACGAGCUGGAGUACCUGCGUCCAAAUGUAUACCGCAAUGUAGCACGACAGCUCAACAUUACAGUUGCCUCUGAGAAUAUAGUUUCUGAUGCCUUUUUGGCCGUCGCUGCAGAAAUUUUCUCCACAGGUGUAACUUGGGGGAAGAUUGUGUCUCUGUAUGCAGUGGCUGGAGCUUUAGCUGUGGACUGUGUCCGGCAUGGCCAUCCAGCCAUGGUACACACCAUUGUUGACUGUAUGGGAGAGUUUGUCCGCAAGAGUCUUGUGUCUUGGUUAAAAAGGAGAGGAGGCUGGACUGAUAUCACAAAGUGUGUAGUCAAUACAGACCCCAGUUUCCGUUCUCACUGGUUAGUGGCAGCUGCCUGCGCCUGCGGUCACUAUUUCAAGGUUGUGGUCUUCUACCUGCUUAGGGAAAAAUGAAGGGUGACAUUAGGAAGUGAUGGACUGCUGGACUCUGGCAGAAGGGGUUUCUACUCACCGCUUCAGUCUUUCACUGCUCUUGAUGUGUUUACGCUUGCACAGAGUUUGCACUUUUACUUUAAUGGACACUCUUGGGCUCCAGGAUGGACCGUUAUCUUCAAGGCUUUGUUAUAUGUUUAACCUGGCCUCUUGCACUCUUAAAUCAUUCCUUGCUGUUACCAGUUCUUUUUGAACGUAGUGCUGAUAUGUAGAAUGUCAAGCCCAGCGGGACACAGCUUAGUGGAAGCUACCAUGACCUUUGUAUUUGCAGUGGAAUAUAAUGCUUGUGUAAUGAAUAUGUACUUGUCUUUAUGCUACCUAGCCCAACAUUGGCUUAUCAGAUGUUUUUUGUAAUUGAUAUUGCAUUUUUCAAUGUCUUAAAUUGAUCAAAUGCAGUUUAAUAAAAUUGCCAGGAACCUAUAAGCAAAUUGCUCUCUGUGGAAUGGAUAUCAAAGGAUUAUCCUCCUUUAUAUUUCCCAAGUGAAAUGUUUAUUAAGGGUCCAAUUAUGUAAUUGGCCACAGGAGAGUGAAAGUAUGCAAAAACAGAUUUUGGUUGGCUUUUAAUCAAAUAUUAUUUGAAUUAUGCUCACUAUUGAGCGAGCAGAGAAUAUGCAAAUGCUCUGUAAUAUAUCAUUUCAUGUUAUAUUUCAAGUCUGGACCUGUCAACCAGUAUAUGACUGCCUCAACAGUCCUGAGCAGUCAACAGUCAUGUAUGGGUGUUUUUUAUUUAUUUUUCUUGUAAUUUGUUAUCCCCCUUAUGUUUCAUUUGUUGUGGUGUUUCUGGUAUUGUUGGUGCCACCCUGAACAACUGUAAGACAUUAUGGAACCAUAACUUAAAACCUGCCAUUUUAUAAUUUUAUUUGUUUUGUUCUAUUUUAUAUUUUAGUUCAUAAAAAUGAUUCUGUGAAUAAGGACACAUUUUAUGUGUGUGCCACACUGAAUGUAUUCAAAAAAAUAAAAAUAAAAGUUUUGUAUUGAUGAUA
Molecule: messenger RNA, 2025 nt
Organism: Myxocyprinus asiaticus (Chinese sucker)
Lineage: Eukaryota; Metazoa; Chordata; Actinopteri; Cypriniformes; Catostomidae
Gene: boka
Product: BCL2 family apoptosis regulator BOK a
Exons: 5
Coding region: 359-1003 (214 amino acids)
Biological process (GO): extrinsic apoptotic signaling pathway in absence of ligand; intrinsic apoptotic signaling pathway in response to DNA damage; regulation of apoptotic process
Cellular component (GO): mitochondrial outer membrane
Molecular function (GO): protein heterodimerization activity; protein homodimerization activity
Source: RefSeq, a predicted model, not a curated record